AUGGGCUUCAGAGACCUAGAGAAGUUUAACAUGGCAUUACUUGCAAAACAAGGCUGGUGGAUUCUCACCAAUCCUAAUUCGCUUGUGGCUCGUAUAUUGAAAGAGAAGUACUUUCCGCGUGAAGGUUUCCUAAAAGCAAAGUUGGGAAGCCGUCCUUCCUUUGUGUGGAGUAAUAUGUUAAAGGCCAAGCCACUUUUGCCGCAUGGAGUGGGAUGGAGGAAUUUGGAGCUUAUUCGGAGUAUCUUCGAUCCAGGAGAGGCGGCCCUAAUUGGUAGCAUGGUUUUAAGUCCUCUGCAACAGCCUGAUAAACUUAUUUGGAGAGGGACCCCUUCCGGUGUAUUUUCAGUAAGGAGCGCUUACCAUUUGGAAAUGAGACGACUAGCCCAGACUAGUGGAGAAGGAUCAGAGGUUGACAAGUCGAAAGACAUGUGGAAUAGACUCUGGAGGUUGCAAGCUCCCCCUAUUCUCCGAAGCUUCUGUUGGAAAGUGUGCAACAACUUAUUUCCUACUAAGACUAACCUGUUUAGACAGAAGAUAGGGUCGGAUCCAUACUGCCCUUUUUGUAGAAGUGAACCAGAAACAAUUUUUCAUUGCCUUUGGGGAUGCUCUGCAAUAGUUGCAAGAUUCGAUUUUGAGGAGUUGGUAGAAGCAUUGACUGUGGCUAGGAUGAUUUGGCAUAGGCGUAAUGAAAUUGUUUUUCAAGGAGUAUUCAAUCCUCCAGCCCAAGUGAUGGCAGCAGCUCUCGUAUCUUUGCAUGGGUUCACCAAUGCCACAAUGGACGAAGGUCCAAACCAGAGAGCAGCGUCUGCAAUCCCCCAUUUGCGGCAUAAACCCCCAACAGGCAGUUGGAAAAUCAACUGGGAUGCAGCUAUCUCUAAGGAGAUGAAGAAAAUGGGUGUGGGCAUAGUGAUUUGGGACGUAGACGGGAGAGUUGUGGCAGCACAGACUAAGGUGGUUCCUUAUAUCACGGACCCUUUAGCAGCUGAAUCACUGGCAACCUGCCGGGCUUUUAGACAAGUUCUGGAUGACAUCAAGGACUCCUUCACCCACUUUUCUUCAGUGGAAGUUCUACAUGUUUAUGGAGAUGUGGUUGGUGCACCAUGUACGGAUGGAGAUCACAUUUACAACAUUGUUAGUGGUGUGGAUCACCCAGGGUCAGACUCGGUCGGGCUAUUAACGAUGAUGAUACGCGGCAACAUUCGGGACACAGUUGGUCUACAUUUAGAUGCCGUAAUUGAGAAAGACCUCGAGGCAAUUGUGACUGUUUUGGAGUAA
Molecule: messenger RNA, 1275 nt
Organism: Alnus glutinosa
Lineage: Eukaryota; Viridiplantae; Streptophyta; Magnoliopsida; Fagales; Betulaceae
Exons: 6
Coding region: 1-1275 (424 amino acids)
Source: RefSeq, a predicted model, not a curated record